AUGCCUCGUGAGAAGAAGAAGCGUGGCCGCCGAGAAGAGGAGAAAAACAGUAAACGCAAACAUGACGAGACUUUGCAAUCCGCCGCGAAAAGACUGAAAUCCGACGACACCGAAAACGAACCAGAGUCCAAUGACAUUGUCAUCAAUGGUGAUGCCGGAGAUGACUACAUUGGGUUCGAGAUCGAGGCUGCAUCGGGUGCCCAACCACCUCCGGAAGAGGACGUCUUCCACGGACUCCUUGAUCCCGAAGAACAAGAAUACUACUCGAAUGUGAACAACAAGAUCGUAGCCAAUGAUUUUGAGUCUGCCGAAGACCGUGCAAUCUUUAUUGCCGCCGUCCACAGAGAAACGCAGGGCAAAGAACUCAAAGUCGCCUCGAGUCAGUCAUGUUCCAGGUAUUUGGAAAAGAUCAUCAUGCUAUCAACCGCCGAACAACUUCGAAGUCUGUUCAGCAAGUUCUUGGGGAAUCUGACCUACCUGGUCCGGCAUCGCUUCGGGAGUCAUUGCUGUGAAACUUUGUUUCUCGAGGCUGCGAAGUAUGUGGGCAAGGAGAGUCGCGACAGCGAAGGAGAGGAAGCAGAUCUCCCCACAAUGGAAGAGCUCUUCCUUCAGGCCGCCGACGAGCUUGAGCCAAACAUGGGCUUCCUUCUGACAGACCGAUUCGCCUCCCACACUGUCCGAGUAUUGUUUUUGGUCUUAUCCGGGGAGCCCUUGGACGACUCCUCGGUGAAGGCCAUGCUCGCGAGUAAAAAGAAGGAGAAGCUUGAAGCCCCGGCAGCUACGGAACUCCAGUCAACUCAAAACAAACGAGUCGUACCCAAGACCUUCCGCCCUGCGCUGGAAAAGCUCAUUCAUAGCGCCAUUUCAGCCUUGGACACGACGUAUCUGAGAGCCCUGGCAACGCAUCCCACAGGGAACCCGGUGCUCCAACUUCUUGUCCGACUGGAGCUUUCACAUCCCGGGAAGAACAAAAGGCUGGAGGCAAACUCGGUCUUUAAGAAACUGUUACCCGACGAAGAUCUGGAGGAUGAUACGGAAAGUGCCAAAUUCAUUUCGGGACUACUUUACGACCCCACCGGAUCUCAUCUUGUUGAGAUAUUUGUGCACGACCUUGCAGGCAAGACGUUCAAGAAGCUUUACAGGAAUAUUUUGAUGCCGCGACUGAGCAGCAUGGCGAAGAAUGACAUAGCAAGCUUUGUUGCGGUCAGGAUUCUCGAGCGGCUCGGUAAAGACGACCUCACCGAGGCGAAGACUUUACUUCUGUCAGAAAUCCCCAUACUGGUUUCUCGCCGGAGGACUGGCUUGAUCAAAGUUCUGGUCGAGCGAUGUGCUGUGCGAGAAGUGGAUUUAGAAGAUCUGUCCGACGUACUGAAAGCAGAGUACGGCAACGAGCCGGGGCAGUUCCUUCCGAAACUGCUUGACUUCAAGCCGUCAGAUACGGAGGAUCAUACUCAAAUCGCAGACGAGUCCAGAGACAAACCAGUGUCUACACCCCGCAAAACGGAUGUUCACGACUCACUAUUGGCUCAGGCCAUGCUUCGGGCUCCAAAGACCGACGCGAUCGUGCAAGAUAGCUUGCUUGCAGUUGACGACAGAACACUGCUUCAGAUGUGUCAAGAUUCAGCUGCCUCACGAGUGAUUCAAACCGCCCUUUCUCCAAGCAGCUCCAACACUCAAUUCAGGCGGCAAUUUGUCCCACGCUUCUAUGGGCACAUUGCGACGUUGUCCCAAGACCUUACAGGAUCCUACGUGGCCGAUGCACUGUGGACUGCGACAGAUGGAUUGCACUACAUGAAAGAGCGGUUGGCCAAAGAACUUGCAGGCCACGAGAGCGAACUGCGACCGUCGCCAUUCGGCCGGAAUGUAUGGAAGAACUGGGCCAUGGAUUCGUACCAACGGCGGCCGAGCGAAUGGCGGGCGUUGGCUAAAGGGUAUGACAAGGAAGAACCCAAGGCGGAAAUAGUGAGCACGACUGGGAAGCAUGCAAAUGAUACCCCUGCGGAGAAGAAGUCGGCCAUCCAGAUUGCCCGGGAGAGGUUUGCGCAGAAGAAGGUUCAAGGUGCGAAGCAUCAAAAGACCCCGGCGAGAGGCGCCAACGCGGUUCCGACGAAUGCAUGA
Capronia coronata CBS 617.96 is the source of this 2118-nucleotide messenger RNA. RefSeq lists its product as uncharacterized. Gene Ontology annotation, molecular function: RNA binding. The coding region runs from base 1 to 2118 and encodes 705 amino acids. The transcript has a single exon. The record is from RefSeq and is a predicted model, not a curated record. NCBI's taxonomy places the organism in Eukaryota, Fungi, Ascomycota, Eurotiomycetes, Chaetothyriales, Herpotrichiellaceae. Gene Ontology annotation, biological process: endonucleolytic cleavage to generate mature 5'-end of SSU-rRNA from (SSU-rRNA, 5.8S rRNA, LSU-rRNA); ribosomal small subunit export from nucleus; endonucleolytic cleavage in 5'-ETS of tricistronic rRNA transcript (SSU-rRNA, 5.8S rRNA, LSU-rRNA). Gene Ontology annotation, cellular component: preribosome, small subunit precursor; 90S preribosome; nucleolus.